AUGCCUUGCUAUAAUUUGAUAUUUAUUUUUCUCCUUCCACAAUUAUUUAUUUCGAUUACUGAAGUCAUAUCUACUGAAACUAGUGAAAAUAUUGAUAGCAACAAUGAUUGUUCCUGUCCUACAGAAGAAAUUUUUGAUAGUAAUUGGAGGGAGGGAGUAUUCAAAAGCCCUGGAUUCCCCGUCGAGUACUGUGAUAAUCUGGACUGUGGAUGGAAUAUUUUACCCGAAGAAAAUACCUUUAUCUAUGCUGAAACAGAGGCAAAAUAUGACAUUUUGGAUGUUUAUCAAACAAUAUGGAAUGGUUCAGAGUUGUUGAAAUUUAAACGAGUAAGGUCUGAAAAUUAUUUUUGUUUUAGUCCAAAAAUUAUUUACUAG
Meloidogyne enterolobii is the source of this 375-nucleotide messenger RNA. The record is from the annotation of a GenBank genome assembly. Lineage: Eukaryota; Metazoa; Nematoda; Chromadorea; Rhabditida; Meloidogynidae.